ACACUGGGUUCUCGAAAGCAGGCUUUGAGCAUCCAAAGACACUAAGAUACGAGUUCCUCUUUCAUCUGAGCUUCGCUGUGAUCCAUUACUACCUGCUUGAAGCUAGUGCAGAUCAGUGGACAUCACUGCGGAACUUCAAAACCGGCGCCUGAUUAUUUGGCCCCAGGUGGUUCCACGCACAUUAAUACAAUUAGACCAUAACACUGUUGGAUAUGAUGGUCUUAAGGCUUUCCAUGGGCUUCGCCGCCUGUGUAGCCGUCUUAUUUGCCGGCACAGCUGUCGCCCAAACGGACAACGACAUCCUGAAUUUCGCCCUGAAUUUGGAGUGCCUGGAGGCUGAGUACUACUCUAACGCCGUCUAUGGAUAUGGUCUGAAUAGUAGUACCUUGGGGAGUGGUCCGGGAUCAGUCGGAGGGCUUAAGGCCAACCUGAGCCCAGACUUGCUCAAGAUAGCAACUGAGCUUGCUGACGAUGAAAUCAACCAUGUAACUGACCUUCGGGAGUUGCUGGGCAAUGACGCGGUACCCUGCCCAAAAAUGGAUAUCGGCGUUUCCUUCACCAGCCUAGGCAAAGCUGCGCUUAACGUUGACGGCUUCUUCCCCUACAACAGUGACAUCAAUUUCCUCUUAGGUGCUUUUUUGUUUGAGGACGUUGGAGUCACUGCAUUCCAUGGCGCAACUCCCCUGCUGGUUUCAAAGUCAGUGCUCAACACGAUUGCUGGCAUUGCCCCUGUGGAGGCAUACCAUGCAGCCAUUCUGCGGACCCUGCUGUACCAGAAGGGCUCCGACAUGGUCACUCCCUAUAACAUCCGCGUGUGGGACUUUGUCCAGGGGUUCUCCAACCUGCGCGGCAAGGCCGGUAACGGCAAGGACCAGGGAAUUGUGGUUCCUCCGGCCGACGGCCGAACCACAGCAUACCCCUUUGCAAACCUGGUACCCCAAGAUGGCCAGGGACUGGCAUUCUCUCGCACACCGUAUGAGGUGCUGGCGAUUGUGUAUGGAGGGAACGCCACGCAGCCCGGCACUUUCUACCCCCAAGGCAUGAACGGGUACUUCAAGUAGAAGUGAAAGGGAUAAGCGCAGCAAUGGAGGCAAGGGGCAUGAAUGGGUACUUCAAUUUGAGGGGACAAGUGCAGCAAUUGAGGCAUCGAAAGUGAACCCAUGAGGUACUGAUAGACGACAACGUUCUGAUUUUGAUUUGAAUUCAAAGAUGAUAAGCAGGUAUCGGGCAGUGAAUUUCCUCCUGCGGCUUGAUCAAGCACAAGGUUGUGUGAGUGCUGCAAGCUUGAUGACAUAAUUAUGCGUUUGAAAAUAGAAUUUGAGUUGAGCAUCCGCACUCACCAUCCUUCAGCAAGACUCUUUGAUUGCCUGAAAGAAUGUUGCUGAGCACAAUACCCAUUAUGUAUUUUAAUUGUGCCAUCUGACAGCGUGGCAGAUGGCACCUAAUCUGGCACAACCAAGUGAAGGCAGAUGGGGUGACAGUUGAUGACUCAUCGGAGGUACUGGUGCUGUCUGCAGAUCUGACACUUGCAUUU
This is a messenger RNA of Coccomyxa subellipsoidea C-169, 1534 nucleotides long. RefSeq lists its product as hypothetical. NCBI's taxonomy places the organism in Eukaryota, Viridiplantae, Chlorophyta, Trebouxiophyceae, Coccomyxaceae. The transcript has 5 exons. The record is from RefSeq and is a predicted model, not a curated record. Bases 213 to 1061 code for a protein of 282 amino acids.